UGACUUGCCGAUGAUUCGAGCCCUCUGCCCGGCGCGAGGUGGGCGAGGUGGUCUUGACCGGUCAUGACCGCGAAGGACCGCAAACCAGUCUUGACCGGUUAUGGGACCGGGGUCCGGUCCUGUCUCACGAGGACCGUUUGCGCAGUCCGGUCCGCUCCAAAUAAAUACGAUCCCGUCUGGUCAUGGUCCCGGUCCCCUCACUCGGGGGUCCGAAAACCGGACUUGACCGGACCCUGCAGCACUACCCGGGUGACCGGCGGUGGUCAAGAGUGUGGUGUCAACGUUGGCUGACGAUGCACGUCGCGUAGGUCAAUGUGUUCCCGUACCCCAAAGCAGACGUCUAUGUGGCGGAUCCGCAGAUUGUCAAGGAGAUGAUCGGGUCGCGGGCGCGGUUCCCGAAGCCGACCGAGGCGUACGAGCUGCUCAAGGCGUUCGGGACGAACAUCAUCGCGACCGAGGGCGACGAGUGGAAGCACCAGCGCAAGAUCGUCGCCCCCGCCUUCUCGGAGAGGAACAACAGACUCGUCUGGGACGAGACCGUCCACAUCCUCGAAGACGUCUUCCAGAACGAGUGGGGAGACAAGGAGGUUGUCGACGUGAAGCACAUCAUGGAUCUCACCGUGCCGAUCACGCUUCUCGUCAUCGGGGUGGCAGGCUUCGGCCGCCGCAUCUCCUGGAACGAGGACAAGAUCGCGCCUCCGGGGCACAGCAUGACGUUCAAGGAUGCGCUGUACGAGGUGUCUCAUCGGCUGUGGAUGAAGGUCGUGUUCCCCGACUGGAUGCUGGGCUUGGGCACGCCUACCAUGCGGAAGUUUCUGCGCGCGAACAGGGAGCUUGAGAGAUACUUGACCGAGAUGGUGGAGGCGCGGCGAUCUGCGGAGGUCAAGGAGGAACGGUACGACCUGUUCAGCAGCUUGCUGGACGCGAACGAAGAAGAACUAGAUAGUGGGGCGAAGCUCUCGAACAGCGCACUGAUUGGUAACGUCUUCCUGUUCUUGGUCGCGGGCUACGAGACGACAGCGCAUACGCUCGCCUACGCCUUCAUUCUGCUCGCGCUGCAUCAGGAAGAGCAAGAGGCAUUCUACCAGAACAUCAAGUCUGUCCUCCCAGCCGAUCGGAAAUCGACAUACGAAGACUUCAGCUCGCUCUCCUACUCGCUCGCCGUGAUGAACGAGACCCUCCGCUGGUUUCCCCCCGUCGUCUUCAUCCCCAAGGUUAACGUCGAAGACACCACUUUCACGCUCACCUCACCCACCACCGGCGAGAAGCGCACCGUCCCCGUCCCGGCCGGGACCUACUGCUCAAUCUGCACGCCCGCGCUGCACCACAACCCGCGCUACUGGGACGCGCCCGAGGCGUUCAGGCCCGCGCGCUUCCUGGGCAGCUACAACCGCGACGCGUUCCUGCCGUUCAGCGCGGGCGCGCGCGGGUGCAUCGGGAGGGGCUUCGCGGAGACGGAGGGUGUCGCGGUGCUGACGAUGAUCGUCGUGCGGUACAGGGUGGAGGUGAAGGAGGAGGCGCGGUUUGCAGGGGAGACGUUCGAGCAGAGGAGGGCGCGGUUGCUGAAGAGCCAGCAUAGCUUGACGGUCUAUCCUGAGCGUGCUCCACUGGUGUUCAAGCGGAGAUAGGCCCUCUGAGGGAGAACGAUGGCUGCUGAAAGGGUUUCCGUGCGUGUCCUGUCUUCUGUAGUUCUGAGUCAUGUUGAUAUAAAUAUUUAAGCGCAUGCGUUGCGCGACCGGAGUGUACACGCAAACGUUGACUAUCGACUAGCUAGUCCGAUACU
Messenger RNA from Dichomitus squalens LYAD-421 SS1, 1783 nucleotides. Its product is annotated as cytochrome P450. The transcript is spliced from 9 exons. Gene Ontology annotation, molecular function: iron ion binding; heme binding; oxidoreductase activity, acting on paired donors, with incorporation or reduction of molecular oxygen. The record is from RefSeq and is a predicted model, not a curated record. Bases 372 to 1628 code for a protein of 418 amino acids. Lineage: Eukaryota; Fungi; Basidiomycota; Agaricomycetes; Polyporales; Polyporaceae.